AUGAGCCGCACAAACGGCACGGCCUCGGCGAGGGGAGCUCCCACACGGCGGCACGACCACCACAACCGCCCGCCCCCGCCUCCCUACACCGGCCCGGCCUCCCCCCCCGCCCCCGCCGCACCCACCGGGCUGCCCGGGGCCGCAGACCCGCCCUCGCAGCGCGGAGCGGCCGCUCACCGGCCCCGUCCCGGCCCGUCCGCCCGCAGGAAGCGGAACUGGCGCGCGGCGGAAGCGGGAGGGCCCGGAUGUGCGCGGGGCCGCUUCGGGAGGGACCCCCGGGAUGGUCCCGGCGGGGAGCUCAGCGCCCGGGGAGGCCCUGGAGGCGGCUUGCACGGGCAGCUGUGCCGCCAGUGCGCCUUCUCUGUUGUUAACCUCUAA
Molecule: messenger RNA, 378 nt
Organism: Empidonax traillii (willow flycatcher)
Lineage: Eukaryota; Metazoa; Chordata; Aves; Passeriformes; Tyrannidae
Product: collagen alpha-1(I) chain-like
Exons: 2
Coding region: 1-378 (125 amino acids)
Source: RefSeq, a predicted model, not a curated record